Messenger RNA from Colletotrichum destructivum, 408 nucleotides. RefSeq lists its product as uncharacterized. The record is from RefSeq and is a predicted model, not a curated record. The coding region runs from base 1 to 300 and encodes 99 amino acids. Lineage: Eukaryota; Fungi; Ascomycota; Sordariomycetes; Glomerellales; Glomerellaceae. The transcript is spliced from 3 exons.
AUGGAGCUCUUGCCAGGUUAUCCUCCGUCUCCACACCCACUCUCCAAAACCAUUUUCUCUGCUGCGAAAAUUUCCAUCGUCUUGCACUCUUCAACCUCACCAGCCUUCCAUCGCCGCCAACGAAGGCUUCCUCACCUCUGCAGAUCUCGACUUCGACGUGUCGCAUCUUCCUGUGUCUCGAAAUACCAUGGACAAUUGACUGAAGUCCCGUGUCAGAGAGAGAUAUCAGGAGGGUGUGUGCUUGCACUGUCGUCAGGUGUCUUUGGUGGUGGUGGCCAUGGCCAGAGUAGAACAGAGUAAUACAAUACGUUCAUUUGAGUCAUUAUUGUGUUCUUCCCUGUAGUGUCUAUGUAGUGAUGUUAUCCAUGUUGGCGUGCCAGUCCAGAUCUAUCCAUGCCGCAACCAAUU